Molecule: messenger RNA, 844 nt
Organism: Penaeus indicus
Lineage: Eukaryota; Metazoa; Arthropoda; Malacostraca; Decapoda; Penaeidae
Product: protein D2-like
Exons: 6
Coding region: 166-705 (179 amino acids)
Source: RefSeq, a predicted model, not a curated record
AGCCUUCUCAGGAGAAGAGGUAGAGAGGGAGAUUCACGAAGAAAUACAUUUGUUACGGAAAGCUUAAGGCAGAGACGCGCGAGAGAUAGACAAGCUUCACCACGCUACCACCCCUGACCAUUCACUCUGGUCGUCGCCGCCGCCCUCACGACCACAACGACCAGGAUGGAGCAGCACCAAGUAGUUCCUGAUGUUUUGGAUGAAGUCCCUCCGGAGGUGAUUCAGAUCAAAUACGGCGAGGUCGAAGUCAGCAAUGGCAACGUAUUGACGCCCACGCAGGUCUUCUCCCCGCCCACCCACAUGAGCUGGCCGACGAAGGAGAACGCGCUCUAUACACUCUGCAUGACAGACCCGGACGCCCCCAGCCGCCAGGAGCCGAAAUUCCGCGAGUUUCACCACUGGCUCGUCGUCAACAUCCCCGGCAGCGACUUAGCCAGCGGUAACGUCCUCUCUGGCUACGUGGGAUCCGGACCUCCCAAGGGCACAGGUUUGCAUCGGUAUGUCUUCAUUGUGUACGAACAGCCAGGCGCCCUUGAGUGCGAUGAGCCAAUCAUCUCCAAGAACUCAGCCGACCACCGCCGCAGCUUCAGCAUCCGCAAAUUCGCCGCAAAGUACAACCUGCGACUGUGUGCCGGAAACUUCUACCAGGCGGAGUACGACCCGACCACCGACCUCGUCCACAAGCAACUGGGGCUACGCAAGUGAAGGGCCUUAUUAUGGAGAAAAAAAAAACUCGUGUAAAUCCUCUUAAAAGGAAAGAAAAUUGGAAUCUUCAUUAGAAUUUUUUUUUCUUAUAUUAGGGUUGUAAGAAAAAGAUCGUAAAUAAAACAGCUGGAAUCACCAA